GGAUUGUCCACAAUUCUUGAAAAUGAAAUAGCAAAUCAUCGUGAUAUUCCAUUUAUGGCUAUUAAGAAUAAAAGGUCAACAGAAAAGAUAAAUAGAACUUAUCGCUAUGUAUUGCAUCUUUAUAAACAUAUGAAAAAUAGAAAUGAGAGGAUUCCUGAUCCUGGUAAAUGGUUUAGCUAUGUAGUUAUCAAAGGCCCGCCCCUCUAUAAUGAACAGGAUAGAAAGAUACUACACAGAGUUGGAGAUUAUAUGGAGUAUAUGAAUAUAGCAAAAGAGUGA
Messenger RNA from Dentiscutata heterogama, 279 nucleotides. The record is from the annotation of a GenBank genome assembly. Lineage: Eukaryota; Fungi; Glomeromycota; Glomeromycetes; Diversisporales; Gigasporaceae.